Molecule: messenger RNA, 3825 nt
Organism: Anoplopoma fimbria (sablefish)
Lineage: Eukaryota; Metazoa; Chordata; Actinopteri; Perciformes; Anoplopomatidae
Product: plasma membrane calcium-transporting ATPase 1-like
Exons: 20
Coding region: 1-3723 (1240 amino acids)
Biological process (GO): regulation of cytosolic calcium ion concentration; calcium ion transmembrane transport
Cellular component (GO): intracellular membrane-bounded organelle; membrane
Molecular function (GO): P-type calcium transporter activity; PDZ domain binding; ATP hydrolysis activity
Source: RefSeq, a predicted model, not a curated record
AUGGCCAACAACUCUCUUCGUGGGUCCAAACAUGGCCAACGUGGCGAGGCCAACCACGAGGUCGAGUUCGGCUGCUCGAUGCAGGAGCUCAGCUCCCUCAUGGACCUGAGAGGAGAAGAUGCAAUGAACAAGAUCAAGGAUUGUUACGGAGAUGUUAACGGACUGUGUAACAGACUGAAAACGUCACCUAUCGAUGGUUUAGAUGGAAACUCUGAGGACAUCGAAAGGAGAAAACGGGUGUUUGGACCGAACCUCAUCCCUCCUAAAAAACCCAAAACCUUUUUGCAGUUAGUGUGGGAAGCCCUGCAGGAUCUCACACUCAUCAUCCUGGAGGUGGCAGCCAUCAUUUCACUAGGCCUUUCUUUCUACAGCCCGCCCGAUGUUGACAGAAGGAACUGUGGCAAAGCAGCUGGCGGCGCGGAGGACGAGGGUGAGUCGGAGGCCGGGUGGAUCGAAGGGGCUGCCAUCCUGCUGUCGGUGGUCUGCGUUGUCCUGGUGACGGCCUUCAACGACUGGAGCAAAGAGAAGCAGUUCCGCGGCCUCCAGAGCCGCAUCGAGCAGGAGCAGAAGUUCACCGUUGUCCGAGGGGGUCAGGUGAUCCAGAUCAAAGUGUCCGAGAUCGUCGUUGGAGACAUCGCACAAAUCAAAUAUGGUGACCUCCUCCCUACUGACGGAGUCCUCAUUCAAAGCAACGACCUGAAGAUUGAUGAGAGCCCGAUGACCGGAGAGUCGGAUCAUGUCAAGAAGAGUAUAGAUAAAGACCCCGCGCUGCUUUCAGGUACCCAUGUAAUGGAGGGCUCUGGCAAGAUGUUGGUCACCGCUGUGGGCGAGAACUCUCAGUCUGGAAUCAUCUUCAAGCUGCUUGUUGCUGGUGAGGAAAGUGAAGGUGAGGCUGAGGAGAAGGCGAAGAAAGAGAAGAAAAAGGAGCAGAAAAAGAAAGCCAAGAUGGACAAGAAAAGUAAAAAAGAUGGCAAAGCAAAGAAAGGAGAGAACAAUGACGAUGUCACAGAGGUGCAGCCGAUCAAUGAGGACGGAGAACCAGAGAAGAAGAAAACCCCACCAAAGAAGGAGAAGUCGGUCCUCCAGGGAAAGCUGACCAAAAUGGCCGUGCAGAUCGGCAAAGCAGGUCUGUUCAUGUCGUUAAUGACUGUCAUCAUCCUCAUCACCCGCUUCGCGAUUGAUACCUUCUGGGUUCAGGGGGUCCCCUGGCGCAGCGAGUGUGUUCCCAUCUACGUGCAGUUCUUGGUGAAGUUCUUCAUCAUCGGUGUGACGGUGCUGGUGGUGGCCGUGCCUGAAGGUCUCCCUCUGGCUGUCACCAUCUCCCUGGCCUAUUCAGUCAAGAAAAUGAUGAAGGACAACAACCUGGUCCGCCACCUGGACGCCUGUGAAACAAUGGGCAAUGCCACGGCCAUCUGCUCCGACAAAACGGGCACGCUCACUAUGAACCGCAUGAAGGUGGUGCAGGCCUACAUCGCAGGACGCUACUACAAAAACCUGCCGGAGCCGAGCCAGAUCUCUGCCAUGGCCCUGGAACUGCUCCUAUACUGCAUCGGGGUCAACUGCGCCUACACCACCCAGAUUAUGCCUCCAGAGAAGGAGGGCGGGCUGGCUCGCCAGGUGGGAAACAAGACUGAAUGUGCCUUACUGGGAUUAUCCCUCAAACUGCACCGAGACUACCAGACCAUCCGCAACGAAUUCCCAGAAGAGAAACUGUUCAAGGUCUACACCUUCAACUCCUCCAGGAAGUCCAUGAGCACCGUGCUGAAGAACCACGAUGGCAGCUACCGAAUGUACAGCAAGGGCGCCUCUGAGAUCCUGCUCAGGAAGUGCAGUAAGAUCAUUUUGGCCAAUGGUCAAUCCAAAGUCUUUAAGCCCCGGGACCGAGACGACCUGGUGAGGAAGGUGAUCGAGCCGAUGGCGUCGGAGGGCCUGAGGACCAUCUGCCUCGCCUACAGAGACUUCCCCGUCGCUGACGGAGAGCCUGACUGGGAAGACGAGGCCCACAUACUGACCAGCCUCACCUGCAUCGCUGUGGUUGGCAUUGAAGACCCUGUGCGACCUGAGGUACCAGAAGCCAUCAGAAAGUGUCAGCGGGCCGGGAUCACUGUCCGCAUGGUGACUGGAGACAACAUUAAUACUGCCCGGGCCAUCGCCAUCAAAUGUGGCAUCCUGCAACCCGGAGAGGACUUCCUCUGUAUGGAAGGCAAAGAGUUCAACCGACGGAUACGAGACGAGUUUGGAGAGAUUCAGCAGGAGCUUAUUGAUAAGAUUUGGCCAAAGCUGAGAGUCCUUGCCAGAUCAUCUCCAACGGACAAACACACUCUGGUCAAAGGUAUCAUCGACAGCACUGUGCUGGAGAAGAGGCAGGUUGUCGCGGUAACUGGUGACGGAACAAACGACGGCCCAGCCCUCAAGAAAGCAGAUGUUGGCUUCGCCAUGGGUAUCGCAGGGACAGAUGUGGCGAAGGAGGCCUCUGACAUCAUCCUGACAGACGACAACUUCAGCAGCAUCGUGAAGGCGGUGAUGUGGGGCAGGAACGUCUACGACAGCAUCUCCAAGUUCCUGCAGUUCCAGCUCACCGUCAACGUGGUCGCUGUCAUUGUGGCCUUCACCGGCGCUUGCAUCACCCAGGACUCUCCUCUCAAAGCCGUGCAGAUGUUGUGGGUCAACCUCAUCAUGGACACCUUCGCCUCACUGGCUCUCGCCACCGAGCCGCCAACCGAGGCUCUGCUGCUCAGGAGCCCGUACGGCCGCAAAAAGCCGCUCAUCUCCCGCACAAUGAUGAAGAACAUCCUGGGACACGCCGUCUACCAGCUGACCGUAAUCUUCACCCUGCUCUUCUUUGGUGAACAUAUAUUUGACAUCGACAGUGGCAGGAACGCCCCCCUCCACGCUCCGCCCUCUGAGCACUACACCAUCGUGUUCAACACCUUUGUGCUGAUGCAGAUCUUUAACGAGCUCAAUGCCCGUAAAAUUCACGGCGAGAGGAACGUGUUCGAGGGCGUUUUAAACAACCCCAUUUUCUGCACCAUCAUCCUGGGAACCUUCCUCAUACAGAUCGUCAUCGUGCAGUUUGGUGGCAAACCAUUCAGCUGUGUGAGUCUGACCAUCGUGCAGUGGCUGUGGUGCGUCUUUCUGGGUUUUGGCAGCCUCCUGUGGGGACAGCUGGUGUCCAGCAUCCCCACUCGCUGGCUGAAGUUCCUGAAGACGGCGGGUCACGGCAGGCAGCAGGAGGAGAUCCCCCAGGAGGAGCUGGAGGAGAUGAAGGACGUGAACGAGAUCGACCACGGUGAGAUGGAGCUGAAGAAGAGUCAGGUGCUCUGGUGCCGCGGCCUCAACCGCAUCUCCACGCAGAUCCGAGUGGUGAACGCCUUCAGAGACAGCGUGUCUCCCUACGAGGGCCUGGAGACGCCCGAGUCCCGCAGCUCCAUCCACAGCUUCAUGAGCCACCCUGAGUUCCGCAUCGAGGACUCGGUGGCUCAUAUCCCGCUGAUCGACGAGGCCGAGUGCGAGGACGACGCCCCCACCAAACGGAUCCCCAUCGUCCUCCCACCGCCGCUGAUCGGGCUCUCCGCCCUGCCGCCUAUCCCGGCCUCGCCCAGAAACCAGAACAACAACGCCAUGGUCUACGACAUCGCGCUGCCUGGCCAGAUCCCUUCCAACUCAGCGGGGCUGCCGCCGUGUCCAGGGAGCCCCCUGCACAGCCUGGAGACCUCACUCUGAAGCCCCAGACCACAUCCUGUUAAAUGAGGACUGCUGGUACUGUGUUCUGUACUGGAGUUCUGGUUCUUCAGAAAGAAUGGGAAAACAUUUUAAGAACAGACU